Zerene cesonia (dogface butterfly) is the source of this 2794-nucleotide messenger RNA. RefSeq lists its product as uncharacterized. Gene Ontology annotation, biological process: double-strand break repair. Gene Ontology annotation, cellular component: BRISC complex; BRCA1-A complex. Gene Ontology annotation, molecular function: polyubiquitin modification-dependent protein binding; metallopeptidase activity. The record is from RefSeq and is a predicted model, not a curated record. The transcript is spliced from 10 exons. Bases 57 to 2000 code for a protein of 647 amino acids. Lineage: Eukaryota; Metazoa; Arthropoda; Insecta; Lepidoptera; Pieridae.
AUAAAUUUUAAUUUGAUGUUGACGCUUCAAUCAAUUUUUGUAUCAAUUAUUAUAAAAUGGCGGAUGAGGACGAAAUAGAUAUUUUGGGAGAUUUUUCGUUUAAUUCUUGUCUAGCUCAAAACAAUCAAGGAAUACCAUCCUGUUCAGAUCGAGAAGAUACAGUACACCCUCAAUGGCUCUUAGAUUCACCAGCAGCUAAUUGGUAUGAUAUCAAGAGUAAUAAUAGGUCUAAGGAGGGUCCCUCUCGAAAACUUUCUGGCAACAAUUCUAGCAAGAAUCAAAAUGAAGUAUUUCAUACAGCCUGGACCCAGCAAGAAAGGGAUAUUCUCAAAUUGGAAAUGGAAAGGUACGGGAGGAAUGUAAAGAAAAUAUCACAAACUCUUACCACCAAAUCAGAGGCUGAAAUACAAGCUCUGAUAGAAGCUGAGCAUGGUAUACAUUUGGACACAGUAAUCUGGGAGAAACAUGAUGACCAGGACAAUGUGCCCCAUGUGGGCCAGGAAGAAAUAAUCACUGAUGACAUCAUGAGCAUGUCAGAUGUUAUAACCAUGGUGACCACUGGCUCCCCGACAAUAACAUUGCCAAAGAGAGUGUUUAGAAAGAACAGUAAAGCACCCAAAUCAAUUAAUUCAGUAGUGAAAAGUGGUAUAGAUAUGAACAAAAUAAGUAUAAAUGAACAUAACGUUAUAAAUUCAAAAGAUUCACAUGAAAAAUUAAGUGAAAUGGCAAAAAAUUUUGCUAAACAAAAGGAGAAGGUGAAAACUGUGAAAAAACUUGGCAACCAUAGGAGGAAAGUGUCAAGGAACUAUGAUAAGGGUAGAGUUAAGAAUAUCAAAGAUAUUAAAUCACCGCAGGGAAGAAAGACUGACUCAAGUUUAUCAGAAGACAGUGUGAAAAGUCCUAAAAUGCAAAUUGUUUUGGGCUCAGGACAAGCACUGCCUGUUUCUGAAGGAGAGCAAGUGAUAAAAAUAGAAAAGAAAAAAGAUUCAGAAGAAGACAGUGACAUAGAGAUCGAUGUAGACAGUGAAACUGAAGGGGAUACUCCGAAAAAGAUAUCCAACUUGGCGGAGGAUAGCACAUCACCAGUUAAACAAGAGACGGACAAUGCACCAGUAGCUGUACCUCUGAGGAGAUUAGAAAUGCCUAGAAGACGGAGAAAAAUAAAUUUGGAUGGCGGUGGUGGGUACCGCAUCCUGCACACGGAAGCCGGCGACGUGUACGAGGUGAGCUCUGAGCCGCGCAAGGAACGGCAAGCUCGCAAGCAACCUGUGCAGCUGAUACGCUGCAAGGAAUAUGGCCCUGAUCGACCUGUNNNNUGCGAAGUUCACCUGCAUGUCUCGGUGCUGAUCAGCAUGGACGUGCACGCGCACACCUCCAGGGCGGAAGUAAUGGGGCUAGUGGGGGGGUGCCAGGCGGCGGGGGGUCUGCUGCUGUCGGCGUACCGACCAGCCCGCGCCGCGGCUAAUAGUGUGCACUGUGAAAUGGAUCCAGUGUCGCAAGCCAGGGCGGGCGAGCAGGUGGCGGCGGCGGGGCUGGCGGUGUGCGGCUGGCACCACUCGCACCCGCACUUCCCCGCCGCGCCGUCCGCGCGCGACCUCGCCACGCAGCGCGAGCUGCAGGCCGCGCUCGAGUGGCGCCUGCCCUUCCUCGCGCUGCUCACCUCGCAGCGCCCGCCCGCGCCGCACUACAGCUGCUUCCGGGUAGAGGAAACCGAAGACGACCCCACCCCCACCGGUUACCAAGUGGACCUGCAACUUGUACCCGAUAUCACAGCGGAGAAUGUGGCCCAGUACCUGCGGGGGCUCAGGGAGCUCCUGCAGCUGGUUGAGAGGACAGAGCACAGCGUGGACAUGGUGAAUGAUGUGUGUCCACACACUGGUGUCUGCUAUUUGGAUAAGUGCAUAUGGAGUGUGUCUCGGAACAUGCGGCAAGCUGGCUACGACAGUGACGAUCCGAUCGUCAAACAACUAGUGCAGGGCGUGCGGGAUAUAUUUAGAUAAUUGAUUUAGGACAAUUACUCUGUUUGUAUAAAGUAUUUGCAUAUGGAACAGUUUAUAUAUUUAAUUUAUAGAGGAAAAUGUUCUAAUUCUCAAUAUUUAAUAUUCAUAAAAUAAUGUUACAGUAGUUGAUGGCUUGUAGUAGCGAAUUUAAUUCACUCAAAUACACUACUAUUUCUAUUCAAAUAUAGGGAUACUUCACGCCAUGUAAAGUUUGUACACCAUUUAACUUUUUAUUUCCCUUUUUUUUCAUUUUUUCAAAUAACUUCUGUGGGUGUGUGGUUAUACUCCGCUUUGAAGGCUUUGACCAUUAUGUAAAUUAUAAAAACUUUUUUAUUUUUUUUUAUUACCUUGUGUGGCAUCAUAAAAGAAAAAAUUAACGCAUUUAAUUUUAUCGUCAAUAUUCGUUUCACAAUAAAAAUGAUAAAAACGUCUUUGGUCAAUGAGCUGCAUAAUGCUCAGAAUUGCAUGAUAGAUUUUUUUUCAUUUUUUAUUUUUUAUCUUUCCGUAUGUGAUAUAACAUACCUCAUGCAGUUAGUAGUGGAAGAUGAAAAAACUCAUUUUACUUUUUUUCGUUUAAAGUAUACGAGAUUAGGACAUAAUUCUUCAAGUUGAAAAAUUGUGUUUGUUAUUUUCGAAUAUUAUAUUUUGUAAUAGUUUAAUUACAUGUCUGUAAAUAUUUUAGCAAAUUUAAUAUUUAGAGUUAAUAUAUUACUUGUAAGUAUAAUUCGUAUAGCAGUAUUUGAAACACUGUUGUGAAAGCAUGUUUUAAUUAAACAAUAAAAAUGUGAACAAUU